CCAUUCUUCCUUUCUCUUUCAUUUUAGCCUCGUCCCUCCUGGCUACUGCUUCUCCAAACUCUCCCAACACUGGCAGGUCCUUCAAUGGUUUCCAUGCUAACAACGCUCUUUCCCUUCAUUCAUUUUGCCUUUCCUUCACGACAUCUCUUAGCUUGAAGUUUGGAGUACUGUGCCCUUGUCUGUCAUUCUUUAAUGUUACACAGACAUCCUCAUCCUAACAAUAACUUCACCUCAUUCUCUACCCCUACGUUUCUUUGGCCGCCUUGGCCAUGUCAUUCUUUUUCAUGAGAUUCAUUCUCAUUCUGCUUUGGGCAUCGUCCAUCCUUGCCGCACCUCCCCUUUCCCUCGGGAAACGGUCAUUCAAGAUUGACAGAGUCAGAAACCCCAACUUCAAACGCUACGAUGGACCAAAGGAGCUGUUGAAGACGUACCAAAAGUACCGGAUGCCCAUCCCGCAAGACCUACUCAAUUCGCUUGACGAUCAGCUCGAGGAUGAUGUUCCGUCCGACGACGCUCACUCGGAGACCAACCCCCAGACACUCGACCUCACGCACGUGAAUACCACUGCUCGCCCGGUAGCCGCUAUCGGGUCGGUUCCGGCCACCCCCGCGAACGGCGGCAUUGAAUACAUCUCGCCCAUCAAGAUCGGCGGCCAGACCGUCAACGUGGCUUUCGACUCCGGGUCGGCCGACCUCUGGGUCUUCAGCACCCAACUCCCCACCAUCUCCAAGAUCGGCCACCAGGCCUACGACCCGUCCCUCUCGCGCACGUUCAAGCCCAUGCCCGGCGCCAACUUCUCCAUCCUCUACGGCGACGGCACCGGCGCGUCGGGCAACGUCGGGACCGACACGGUCGACGUCGGCGGCGCCGCCGUGGCCGGCCAGGCCGUGCAGAUGGCCACCGCCGUGUCGGACGCCUUCGUCACAGACACCCACGUCAGCGGCCUGCUCGGCCUCGCCUUCUCCCAGCUCAACACCGUCAAGCCGGUCCGGCAGCGGACCUUUUUCGAGAACGUCAUGCCCGCCCUCGCCCAGCCGCUGUUUACUGUCGACCUCCGCAGGAAUACCACGGGCGCCUACGAGUUUGGGCGCAUUGAUGGUUCCAAAUUUGUGGGACGGCUGGCUUGGGUGCCGGCCGAUACGAAGAGGGGGUUCUGGCAGGUUUCGUCGACGGGGUUCUCGGUUGGCAGCACCACCACGAUGCUAGCUGGGGCUGCGCAGGCCAUCGUCGAUACCGGCACGACUCUCAUGUUGGUCUCGAAGGAGUUGUCGGAUCGGUACUAUAGCCAUGUGGUGGGAGCGAAGCGGAACCCUGCCGCGGGGGGGAUCACGUUCCCGUGCAACGCCACGCUGCCAGAUCUGUUGGUUGAUGUUGGCGGUGUUUAUACUGCUAAGGUCAGGGGGCCGGACAUCAACUUUGGGACGUUCCAGGGCAAUGAAUGCUUCGGCGGCAUCCAGAGCACCACCUCGCACUUUGAGAUCUGGGGUGACAUCUUCUUUCGAUCGCAGUUUGUUGUGUUUGACGGGGGCAACCACUUGCUGGGCAUGGCCUCGCAUGCUUGACUUUGACUUUCCUGUAUCCCUUUCGAGCGUCGUUUUCCCAAUUCAAGCGUGUAUGCUUACGGCUUAAUAAUAGAGUUCACUCAUGGAUAUGAUUCGUGGUAUUCGUGUCCUGAUUUGCAUCGGUUUGCGUGUCACCAUCAUCCCUAACCCGCUCAUUCGGAUACAUAUCCGAUACCUCUACCCUUUUAGCGAUGCUGAUCAAGUUGAAGCCUCCGAGUCGUGCUCUACCCGCAACGUGACAUCCGGGAGGAGGGGAUCCGAAACUCG
Molecule: messenger RNA, 1829 nt
Organism: Chaetomium fimeti
Lineage: Eukaryota; Fungi; Ascomycota; Sordariomycetes; Sordariales; Chaetomiaceae
Product: penicillopepsin
Exons: 2
Coding region: 270-1562 (430 amino acids)
Biological process (GO): proteolysis
Molecular function (GO): aspartic-type endopeptidase activity
Source: RefSeq, a predicted model, not a curated record